GGGGCGGUGGGGGGCGGCGGCCGGCGAUGAGCGGCCGGAGAGAGUGAGCGGGCCGGCGGCGAGGCUGGGGGGCCGCGGAGAGCGAGCCGCAGGGCGGAGGGCAGGGGCGCGAGCGCGGCGGGCUGCGGGCGGCGGCCAGGGCGCGGCGGCGGCGGCGGCGGCCAGGGCGCGGCGGCCAAGAAGAUGGCGGACGGCGACAGCGGCAGCGAGCGCGGCGGCGGCGGCGGCGGGCCCGGCGGCUUCCAGCCCGCGUCCCGCGGCGGCGGCGGCGAGCAGGAGACGCAGGAGCUGGCCUCGAAGCGGCUGGACAUCCAGAACAAGCGCUUCUACCUGGACGUGAAGCAGAACGCCAAGGGCCGCUUCCUCAAGAUCGCCGAGGUGGGCGCGGGCGGCUCCAAGAGCCGCCUCACGCUGUCCAUGGCCGUGGCCGCCGAGUUCCGCGACUACCUGGGCGACUUCAUCGAGCACUACGCGCAGCUGGGCCCCAGCAGCCCCGAGCAGGUGGCGGCGGCGGCGGCGGCCGAGGAGGGCGGCGGGCCGCGGCGCGCGCUCAAGAGCGAGUUCCUGGUCCGCGAGAACCGCAAGUACUACCUGGACCUCAAGGAGAACCAGCGCGGCCGCUUCCUGCGCAUCCGCCAGACCGUCACGCGCGGCGGCGGCCCCGCGCCCGGCGGCCUGCAGAGCGGGCAGACCAUCGCGCUGCCCGCGCAGGGCCUCAUCGAGUUCCGCGACGCGCUGGCCAAGCUCAUCGACGACUACGGCGGCGACGACGACGAGCUGGCGGGCGGCGCGGGCGGCGGCGCGGGCGGCCCCGGCGGCGGCCAGUACGGCGAGCUCCCGGAAGGCACCUCCAUCACGGUGGACUCGAAGCGCUUCUUCUUCGACGUGGGCUGCAACAAGUACGGGGUGUUCCUGCGCGUGAGCGAGGUGAAGCCGUCCUACCGCAACGCCAUCACCGUCCCCUUCAAGGCCUGGGGCAAGUUCGGGGGCGCCUUCUGCCGGUACGCGGAUGAGAUGAAGGAGAUCCAGGAGCGCCAGAGAGAUAAGCUUUAUGAGCGACGCGGCGGGGGCAGCGGCGGCGGGGACGAGUCUGAGGGCGAGGAGGUGGACGAGGAUUGAAGCACGCAGCUUCCCCGACGGGCCUCCACCCCCACUUCCGUCCCCUCGUCUAAAGAGCUCUCUUCCCUUCUCAUCCCCAGUGAGCUAGUGGGGGGGGCAAGGGAGGCCCACAGGGAGAAAACAACACUUAAAAUAAUGUAGUUCAUUACGAGAAAUAACCAUAAGAGAACAGUCACGGACAAUUCGAGAAAAGCAGUCAAGUUCCAAGGAGCUGACAGCAACCUGCAAGAACAGCGUCUCCUCACCUGAGCAAACUAGGCCCAGCUUCUGUGGUUUCCCGGCUGAGGUUCCUGAACGCACCAGGGUCCUCCCACAUCCUGGGCCAAGGGACACUUCUGAGUUACCCAGACCUCGUGAUCACAGCUGAACUUGUGUUGUACUCGGGAACCUAAAGAUCUCCAGACCUUCCUAUUGCAGUGUCUGUUCCUUCACCUCCAUUGAAAUCAGCAUUUUGGAUUUAGGUCUUCACGGAAUUCUUGAGAAGAGAGAGACCUUUGCAGUUACCCAGUUCUGAGGGUACAGGUUUAAUGAAAAGGAAUGCAACUUUAAUCAUGGACAGGGCAAAAUAUGAAUUCAAAAAGUCACCGGGGAAUACAGAAACAAAUUGGAUCCAUUUUGUUUAAGAUGGUUUUGCACCACACCUGGACCAAGGCCAAUGUCUUGUCUUGGCUGAAUUGUCUUCCAGGAUGCAAAUGGAUUCAGCUGUCAAACCUUGAACUAGAAUUGGUUACUAAAAUAUUUUAAAAGUUGGCAAAAUUUUUUGAAGAUGGAAGAGCAGUUUUACAUCGGGGUUGCUGAGAUAGGCACAAGAAAAAAUCGGGCAUAAAGCACAAGGAAAAAACUGUUUGAGUGGAUUGGUUGCUGCUCACUAAAGUUCUUCCCCCUGAUCUCUCAAACAUGGAGGUCAUUACCAAGAAAUGGCUUAGGUAUGAAUGAGAGCCAGAUCCCUGUGGCUCCACCAUGGGAGCCAGUGAAUUAAGGCUAAUUUGGCUGUUUCGGCCACUGGUUGUCUGGAUUUUAAACCACAAAACUUGAAAAAGGAACAGUGUGGCUACAAGCCUGAGCUUUAAUGGAAUAUACAUCUAACAGAAAAGUUGGAAAUAACGAAAACUGAAGUCUUCCUCUACCUUCAGUUUAAUCUGUGGAUUUGUUCAAAUACUAAAGAUCCUCAGGUCCAGAAUUCCAGCAUCAUUUAUUCUUUUUAAAUAAAAUUUUAAAAACUUGAUCCAUUGUAUCAGUACCUCACAAUCCAAGUUGGCAAAAGAUGGAUGUGUGUCUAGCAAGCAGUGAGCCCUUUGGAAGCUGAAAUCCACCCGAAUGGAGCCGAAGUGAGCGUGAAUAUGCUGACUAUAUCCUGGAAGCGUUUUUAUACCAUCUUGAAAUUUCAACAAAACUGGCUUUUGCCAGUUUAUCCAGCUGUCUUUCAAGAAUAAAAGUUGGGGUUUUCAAGGAUCGCCUCUUAUAUAUUUUAAACGGAUUUUUAGUAGAAGUGAUUUUACUAAUCAAGUUAAUGCCACCCAUCAAAAGGUAUUUGAGUGUCAUAGACCUAGGUAACUUUGAAUCAAAUGGGAGCUAUGUUCUUUCCAAAGUUUUUCAGGUAUGCUUUGUGCAACACCUCAACCAAGAGGCAAAUAACCCCACCUCCACAAUCUUAGUGGUUGUUUUUUUUUUUUAACUGCAUGACUGCCCUUUAUUUGAGCUGCCUUUUAAUUUAUUGCAUACCCUUUUUAUUAUCUUAUUUUGGUAUUAUUCAAUAUAUACAAUCUUUUUGUAUUUAUUAGGAAAUAAGUAAUAUACAAAAAGGUCGUUUUCAUGCAUUGUGGCUGAGAGGGAGGGAAAUAAUUAUGUAUAUAAAAUUAGGCUUUUUUAAAAAUUAGACUGUGAUUCAGAAUAUUAUUAAUCUUAGAUUUAAAAAAAAAAAAGUGGAAGAGCCACAAACAUUGGUGCCCUUUUCAGACAAUUUCUCUACUCUCAUCGUCCACAGUAGAGUUUUUAAACCGAUUUUUUUAAAGCUUUUCUUUUUUUAAAAAAUUUUCUCCGUUGCAAAGAAUGUUUCCUAAAUUGUAUGGGAGCAAUAGUAUUUUCGAUGUUUUCACGACAUCCGUGUACUUGUACUGUAUUUUGUACUACAAGGCAGCUGUUUCCAAUGAUGUCCUGCUGUAUUUACCUAUGUGUUUUGAGUGUUUUAUUUCUUUGCUGCGGAGAACAAAUCCCUAAGCAGUUUAGUAAAGGAGCUGAGAAACUAGCAUUAGGUUUGCAGAAACUGUUUAGUUUCGAACUUUGAGGCAGCAAUGAAAAUUAAGGUUGCAGCUAUUAGUUGACCGCUGUAACUUUUGUUUUGAAAUCCUGUACAAUUCCUGUAUAGACCAACUUGUUUUCUUGCUUCAGUGGUGGUUCUGUUGCUCAGCUGCAGUGAGCCAGUUCAAUUUUGCAAAGGUGCGGUACCUCUCCUUUUUAAGGGGUUGGUUUACUCUUUUUUUCUGUUCUUUUGUUUGGCUGAAUUGCAGUAACUAGCCUUGCCUUUCUAUUCUGUAGAAAUGACAGGGUCUUCACACUCCUCACCAGUGGCUACUAAGCUAUAAUUAGCUGAAUAGAAAGAAUGUGGAAGUGGUCUGAGGCAUAUAGAAUAUAUGCCAAGAACACUACCAUAUAUGGGAUCAGCUUUGGUUACCAGAGAAAUUUUCUUAGUCAUUAGACCAUAUAACAGUAAUAUAUCAUAUGUAAAUCUUUAGAUAAUCAAUUUGAGAAUCCUCCAAAAAAAAGGAGCAAAGAAUGCAUAAGCUAUGUGUUGGAAAAGUAAUUUAUAUUAAAAUUUUUGACCUGCCUAUGUAAGAUUAAGUGGUAAAUGUCAUAGUGGUGGGUUUUAAGUCUUAACCAAUCUCAAAGGUUUGUUUCUCCUGCAGGGUGGUUGAUGGCCUCUCUUCCUACUGCAGGAAGGUUACAGAAGGAUGUGGAUUGAUUGUAGCAUUUCACUGAUCCUCCUUCCAGUCACUAGGGACGAUAGAAACUACACUUUUAAUGUGUGGUUUGUUAAACAAGGUGGUAUUAAUGGGCCAUCUUUUAGAAUUCGGUCGUAGAUAUUGCUUAUUAAAGGAAAUAAUCUAUAUUAAAUCCAAGCAGAAAAUCUUUUGUUUUCAACCACUGCUAUACACAGUGAUUUAGGGCUUGUUUUUGACUUUGGCAAACAUUGCAGCUAAUGACAUGUUCAAAAUCGUCAUAUUCCAGAGAAAUAGGGAAGUAAAAUUUAUUUCCUAAUAAUUGGUAGAAUGUUCAUUUCUCAAACUGCUGCAAUUACAGAAGUAAAAAGUCCACAAUUUUAGGAACAGAAUUGAAAGAGCAAGAAACUCUGAGUAUAUCCCAUAAUUCCUUUCUGGUUUCUAUUGUCCCUACCUGUCAUUCAUGUAGAACUACAGUUCUCAUCAGCAAAGGAAGUUGUCAGUGCAUAUGCCGCACAGAGCAGAGUGUAAAUCUGGAUGGCACCAAAAAUCAAAGCGAAAACCAAACCGAAACCCAGACCCCUAUGUCACGAUGGGAGGCAUGUAGGUGGUACAAUGACUGUAGCUGUGAGACAGACACGGCUACCUGUCAGGUCACUGUCCAUAAUGUUUACUGCAAAAUGAUUGAGAGGCCUUCAGUCCAGGCAGCCGUUAACCUGCUUCCUUUGUAACCUCUCCAUCAUUUUGCAAUAAAUUGCAGGUCUUUUAAGAGAUUCAAGCUUCAGUUUUCUCAAAACAAAACAAUUAUCCUGUCUUACCUGAAAAUGCAGGGUUGUGGGCAGAAGAGGCUGGUUAUAAUAAUGCCCUCAUAUUGAGUGGUCUGUAAACGGCUGCACACUUCAGGCACUAUAGUUGCUGAGGAUGCUUUGUUAAAUGUGACCUUGACUGGCUUUACAGGGGGGUAUAGAAUGAUCUACACAAGGUAUUAAAAGGUGACAGUUUGCUUGCGUCUACCUUGCCUUGAGGUGGAUGAAAUUAAGGAGACGCUUGAGUGUGUAAGCUAUGCACAUAAGUAUUCUUCACUGUAAAUUUUUUUUCAUUUUAACCCAGUUAUGGUACUUUGUCUAAUGCACAACUGAUCUCUCAGUAGAUAUUCAUUUGAAAAUAGUGUGGCCUUGAUCGGUGAGAAGGGGAAGGAGAAAGUGACUUUUGCUUAUGUGAAAAUGACUCAUUUGCCAAGAGUCUUUCUGCAGUACUCUUAGUACCUAAUGUGUUUGUGAUUGGUCUCCUUUUUGAUUGGGGAAAUUUAAUGGUUUUGAUCUGGGAGUUAUUAAUUCAAUUGAGUUGUCUUCUAUUUUUAGGAAGUAUCAGAAUUGCUCUAAUAAGUACAAAGUUGAUUGCUUUGAUGUCCAAUCUCAGGUUUUAGAAUAUAUAUAGUGGUGUAAAAUCCCACUGUUAACUCUUUAAAAACUAUUUUAAUUUAAUACACCCUUAAAAGUCACAUGCAUAAGGCCUGUUCAGAGGGCAGAGCCUCCCAUCUUUUUGCUCCUUUUCCAUUUUGUACUUCACUUGAGAAAGUGUGGAGUGAUUUUACAUUGUAUAUUGCCAUUUUAACCCUGACAUAUUUCUCAAGAAAAAGCACUUUUUGAUCAUGAAAUACACGGACUCUUUGUGUGAUGUGGAUCAUGGUUUCUCAGGCUCCCCUAAGGAUAAUCUGCUUAUGAAUAUUAUUCUCUGUGUAUGAAGAGUAGAAAUCUUUCCUAAUGUUAGCAAGUUUGUAUUAUUGACCCAGAAUGCAUUUUGCUAGCUUCCAGUGGAUGGGAUAGUGAACAAUGCUGCAUUCACAGUUUAUAAGUUUCUUUCCCAUGAGCCUUAAGGUAACUUUUUUUUGUCAGUAACAGCACUGAAGUUCUAGUAAAUGAAUGAGAUUCAGUUUUCAGGGUUAGUUUUAGAGUACUGUAAAUCAGUUAGAUGUCUUCAUAAACAGUUACUAUUCCCAUUGAAUAAACUGAAUAAUGAGUAUUUAGGUGGGGCUGGGGGCAGAGAAAGAUAGUUUGUAGAAAAGAAAAAACUCAUUUACCUUAAGAAAAAUAUAGACAAAAAAGAAAAAGUUCACGUCGAUCCCCUGUUUGAAAUUUCCAAAUAUAAGAUAGAAAUGGCAAAUUAUAACUUCAUUUCCCAUUUUUAAUCUAGAAAAGUAGCCAUUAAUUUUUAAAUGUUAGACCCCAGAAGUUUCAAGAGAUAGAUUCUUGAUACAGCUAACUUUGUUACUUAGUCACCAUUCCCAGCCCUCAUUCUUAAAACUUAGUUUCAUCAGACUCUUAUUUCAACAAAUGUGGUCUAAUUAUCAGUACCAAAAAUUAAAUUUGGAAAAUGAAAAAAAUUACGAAAUUGCAUCAUGAAGAUUUAUUAAGUAAUUUCCAAUUGUUAUCUGUACGUCUGAUCCAAGUAAGACCUUUAUGAAUGUAUAUUUCCUAAUGAAAUAGGAAAUAUGUCAUCAGUGUAAUCACCUUUAUUCACAAUCUUUUGCUUUUCAUUUGAAAAUCUAACUCAAGCCUCUUGAAUUAGACAUUCCAAUUGGGACAGGCAAAGCCAUGUUAGAAAAGCAGCAAGAGAAUAUGACUAUUUGUAAUUAACAGAGUUUGAAUCUAGGAGCAAGUUUCAUUUUCUCUGUUAUAUGUAAAGUGUCUCUGUCAUUGAUGAGAGAGGGCUGGUUAUGUCUUUGGUAUGAUGAAAUGUGGGCUCAGAAUACUGGAGAGAAAACGAUAGACCUGCCCAAAUUGUCCACUAGCAUGUUUUUUUCCUAUCUUCAUUCAUUUCAAUGGCUAACUCUUUCAGGAAAAUUGAUUUAGACCAACCCUUAUUCCUUAAAGGCAAACUUUUGUCCCCACUCAUACCCUGUGUCACAAAAUCAGGUUGAUUCAAAAAAAAUCUUUAUAUUUGAAAAUAUUAGAGCAAGUAUAUAUUUCCCCUUUUAAAAUUGCUUUUUUGGGAACAUAUAACUGCGGGGAGAGUCCUAAGAAAAUUGAAAAAAUUCUGUCACUAAGCACAUGUGUAGGAAUUUGGGAGUUUCAUUUCCAGCUCUUCAGAUAAUGAGAUGUAAACCCUUUUCUCCCAGUCCACAUGCCACCUCUGUUAUAAAAAGCUCUGUGAUUUCCUAGAAGUUAAUAGAUUGGGCAAGUGCAGAAACAUUUUACAUCAGAGCAGGGCUUACUUAUAAAGAGUGGGCAGUUUUGCAUGUUAUGGUAGCAGGCCAAGUAUAUUUUGAGUUUUUUCAAUUAUCAAUAUUUGAAUAAUAUUAAGAUUAAAGUUCUAGGGAAAUUUAUGGGGAUUUAUGCUUCCUUUUGCAACUACAUGCAGGUGUUUUUCCAUGAUCAUUUUUAAAAGUCCAUUUGUAUUCUGGGAUGUUUCCAGUCAUAUCUAUCAGGACUUCCUUACAUUAGAUUCUUCACUCCAAAGUGAGGCUAUGUCCUGCUGGUAGAGAAUCUAUAGGCAUUGUUUGAAUGAAGUUAAAACCAAAUCUUGACAGCAGGAGACAGCUUCCUGAUCUAAUCAGAUGUACAAGUAGAGUUAAGGUUGGAAGUCACUUUACAAUUGAUCUUAGCUGAAAGGCUGAGAAGCUAUGGAAGUUACUUUAAAGGGGGUUUUGGGGUGUCUUCAGUCUGUAAAUACCCACCUGCUGUGCAUUGUAAACCAAGUGUGUGUUCUUAUGUGUGAAUUUGUAGGACUGACUUCUGCUUCAAAAGAAGCUGCACCUUUAAAUGUAUAAGGUCCCCUCCACCUGUAACCCUAUAAAUACUUGUAAAUAGAACACUAAAAUUUGUAGUGAUAGGAUCAACUUGGGAAUAUCUGCUGAGAGACCAAAAAGUUCAUUUUUUAAAGUACCUUGAUUAAAGAGUAAAGAUUAUUCCUCUUAUUUUUUAAAAGAAGAAUGCACUUUAACAAACAGCUGCAUGGGCAAUUCAAACAAAUCCGUAAAGUGCAGUAUCCAUUCAGAAACCAUACUUCCUGGAAAUGUUCAAAAGCAGAGUCUAGAUGGGCUGUUGAUCUCACUGCCUGGAGGUUGAAGCUCAGAUUGCGGUCAAUUUUGAGAUGAGCAGGGCUGCUUCAGACAGGUCUCUAAAAUGGCGGGUCCCGUAAUUACCACUAACUAGCAAAACUGACAGAAAAACUCACAGAGAAAAAAGUUUAAGAAUCCUUACUGCUGGUGUGUACUCCUUACAAUAGCAGACUUUUGCAAAUGGAGUUUUACAGUCUAUAUUUAAAAAAUUGUAUGUUUGUAACAAAUAAAGUAUGCGGAAAAGUGAAUGACAA
Messenger RNA from Eptesicus fuscus (big brown bat), 8369 nucleotides. RefSeq names its product purine rich element binding protein B (gene PURB). Lineage: Eukaryota; Metazoa; Chordata; Mammalia; Chiroptera; Vespertilionidae. Gene Ontology annotation, molecular function: RNA polymerase II transcription regulatory region sequence-specific DNA binding; DNA-binding transcription factor activity, RNA polymerase II-specific; purine-rich negative regulatory element binding. Gene Ontology annotation, biological process: regulation of transcription by RNA polymerase II. The transcript has a single exon. Gene Ontology annotation, cellular component: nucleus. The record is from RefSeq and is a predicted model, not a curated record. Bases 184 to 1119 code for a protein of 311 amino acids.